AUGGCAUACGUUCCCAUACACGACCGCGUCGACGAAUCCCGCCUCCCCCGCGACCCUCUUUACGGCCCGCCCGACCUCGACCCCUCUGUGCCCAUGGCUGAGCACGACGAGUACGGGUACAGCUCCGAGGCGGAGGGACUCGAGGAGGUCGACGCCGGGCCGAGCAGGAAGCGGCGGCGCGAGGACGAGUCGAAUGGCGAGUACGCCGACUAUGGCCACGACGAGCAGCAGCCCUUGAGCUCGGCGCACCACCAGCCGCGACAGCAGCAGCACCAGCAGCACCCGUCCUCGGUCCCCAUCCAGCCGUCCAUCUUCGGCAUCGCCCCGCGCAACGAGUUUACCAAGACGAUUGGCGAGUUUCUCAUGGCACACUGCCGCGGCGUGGACAAUGUCGAGGUGGAGAUCAAGCUCGGCACACUGCACGCACAGGCGCCCGAGGGCCAGCAGCAGCGCCGCAUCCGCAUGCCGUCCAUGACGGAGAUGGUCAUGCCGCGCGACUAUCCCGUCGGCUCGUUUGCGUCCACCAUGACCAAAAAGCAGCACGCCUCGUUCAACCGGCUGCUGAACCAGGCCGUCGAGGGCGCGGCGCACUCGCCGGCCCCGCUGCGCUUCUACCGCGCGCAGCACGUCGACAACUUCCACAGCGGGCCCGAGGGCAAGGUGCGCGUGUCGCGCGACCGCGAGGGCAACGUCAUCCGCGGCGGGGUGGUGCGUAAGCGCCGCCUGGCCGACUUGAACAUUUGCAGUCCGCGCGAGGCGUUUGACUGGCGCGUCAGUGCCAGUGUCGAAGACCCAGCCGAGAUGCCUCACGGCCCCGCACUGAGUACCCGCGACAAGGACCGCGCGUGCUACAAGCACCAGCUGUGCCAGGUCGACCUGACCGUCGUGUCUGCAAAGAAUUCGCCAAGGGAUCCCAAGCCGACCAUCAGCUACGAGCUCGAAAUCGAGGUGCUCGAUGUACCUGCGCUCAUUGCCGAGGGAGAAAAGGAGGAGCGGGGAGAGGAGAAUCGCUUCGACGACAUGCUCCAGAGCGUCCUCGACACGGCGAGGAUGCUUAUCCGCAAUGUAUAG
Messenger RNA from Apiotrichum porosum, 1071 nucleotides. It is a transcript of the gene CET1, whose product is annotated as mRNA-capping enzyme subunit beta. Lineage: Eukaryota; Fungi; Basidiomycota; Tremellomycetes; Trichosporonales; Trichosporonaceae. Gene Ontology annotation, cellular component: mRNA capping enzyme complex. Gene Ontology annotation, biological process: 7-methylguanosine mRNA capping; polynucleotide 5' dephosphorylation. The transcript is spliced from 3 exons. The record is from RefSeq and is a predicted model, not a curated record. Bases 1 to 1071 code for a protein of 356 amino acids. Gene Ontology annotation, molecular function: polynucleotide 5'-phosphatase activity.